UAUUAUUAUAUUUUUUAUUACUUGUUAACUCUGCGUAAUGAUACAGGUAUGAACAAAAUAGUCCUAAACCUCUUUCCUUUUCAUGUAACUUUGGGCUGUAUGUGGUCAUGUCGUACUUCGAUGAAAAAGAUGGGUCAGAAGGUAGGAGAGUGGAACAAGAAUAUGAUGGUCCUCCGGGCAUGGAACCUGAUGGUGUUAUUGAAAGUAACUGGGAGCAAGUCAUUGACAACUUCGAUGACAUGAACCUCCGAGAAGAGCUUCUGCGAGGUAUAUAUGCUUAUGGUUUUGAAAAACCUUCAGCCAUUCAGCAACGAGCUAUUGUUCCUUGUAUCAAAGGUUUGGAUGUCAUAGCUCAAGCACAAUCAGGAACUGGAAAAACAGCAACUUUUGCUGUUGCUAUACUUCAACAAAUCGACAUUACUUUACAAGAAUGUCAAGCUUUGAUCCUUGCGCCUACUCGAGAACUGGCCCAGCAGAUCAGAAAGGUUUUCAUAGCUUUAGGAGACUACAUGAAUGCUCAGUGUCAUGCCUGCAUUGGAGGAACAAAUGUUCGUGAAGAUUUUCGAAAACUUGAGAUGGGUGUUCAUGUGGUUGUUGGAACUCCUGGAAGGGUUUAUGACAUGAUUAAUAGAAAUGCUUUAAAAACCAACCAUAUACGCAUGUUUGUCUUAGAUGAAGCUGAUGAAAUGUUAUCUAGGGGAUUCAAAGAUCAGAUUUAUGAUGUGUUUAAAUUCUUAGGUAAUGAUAUUCAGGUGAUUCUACUUUCUGCCACAAUGCCUGCUGAUGUCCUUGAGGUCACAAAACGUUUCAUGAGAGAGCCAAUCAGAAUCCUGGUAAAAAAGGAAGAACUUACUUUGGAAGGUAUUAAACAGUUUUAUGUAGCAGUGGAAAGAGAGGAGUGGAAGCUAGACACAUUGUGUGAUUUGUAUGAAACUUUAACUAUAACUCAGGCUGUGAUUUUCUGCAACACCAGACGGAAGGUUGAUUGGUUAACAGAAAAAAUGCAUCAGCGCGACUUCACUGUAUCAGCUAUGCAUGGCGACAUGGACCAAAAAGAGCGAGAUGUAAUUAUGCGUGAGUUCCGAUCUGGAUCAAGUAGAGUGCUGAUUACAACAGAUUUAUUAGCUAGAGGAAUUGAUGUUCAACAGGUCUCAUUGGUAAUAAAUUAUGAUCUUCCCACAAAUCGAGAAAAUUACAUUCACAGAAUUGGACGUGGUGGUCGUUUUGGCAGAAAGGGAGUAUCCAUAAACUUUGUUACAGAAGAAGACAAACGCACCUUGCGUGACAUUGAACAGUUCUACAAUACUCAAGUAGAAGAAAUGCCUAUGAAUGUUGCAGAUUUGAUUUAAGCUGGUCUACUUUACUGUUACUUGGUGCCGACAGCCUCUGGAUUGGUCAAGUCACAGCAGUGUUGGGUAUUGGUCCUGAGAAGUUAAGCCAAGCCAGCAAGUGUAGAGAAUGUGGUUGCUUUCUGAAUUCUUGCUAAUAUUGUCAAAAUUAAUAAUAUCAACAUAUCCCAAACCCCCAAGGGGCAUUUUUUGUUCAACUCAGACACAUCCAUUACUUUAGUAUCUUUUCUGUAAGUGUAAUAAGACUUUGAUUUAACUAUGUGUCUGAUAUGUUCUUCAUUAUGAGCAGCUGUUGUUGGGGGACAUAUCAGAUCAAUUGUUAUGAAAUUCAUUUGUAUUUAUUAUUUGUGAAUAUGUCAAACAGAUUACAUCCACAAGUUUUAGAUUUAAUCUGUUGCUGAAUGUAACUAUCCUUACUGGUGAUUUUUUAUUCAUCAGCUUGUAAAAGAAACUAAUAGAAAUUUAAUAAAUUUGGACAAAAUUAUGGAAAUAUG
Limulus polyphemus (Atlantic horseshoe crab) is the source of this 1843-nucleotide messenger RNA. RefSeq names its product eukaryotic initiation factor 4A-I-like. The coding region runs from base 108 to 1349 and encodes 413 amino acids. Gene Ontology annotation, cellular component: cytoplasmic stress granule. The transcript is spliced from 10 exons. Gene Ontology annotation, biological process: cytoplasmic translational initiation. NCBI's taxonomy places the organism in Eukaryota, Metazoa, Arthropoda, Merostomata, Xiphosura, Limulidae. The record is from RefSeq and is a predicted model, not a curated record. Gene Ontology annotation, molecular function: ATP binding; translation initiation factor activity; RNA helicase activity.